AUGAACUUCAAAAACCUCUUCCUGUCCUUUUUCUUGGUCUUCGCAGUUGGACUCGCCUUGGUCCAUGCCGAAGAGGCCAAGGAGCCUCGGGGCCCCAAGAUCACCAACAAGGUCUACUUUGAUAUUGAACAUGGUGACAAGCCGCUCGGUAGAAUUGUAAUUGGAUUGUACGGUAAGACCGUUCCUAAGACUGCUGAGAACUUCCGCGCUCUGGCUACCGGCGAGAAAGGCUAUGGCUACGAGGGUUCCACUUUCCACCGUGUCAUCAAGGAGUUCAUGAUCCAGGGCGGCGACUUCACCAAGGGUGAUGGCACCGGCGGAAAGUCGAUCUAUGGUAACAAGUUCGCGGACGAGAACUUCAAGAUCAGGCACACCCGAAAGGGACUUCUCAGCAUGGCCAACGCCGGCAAGGACACCAAUGGGUCCCAGUUCUUUAUCACAACCGCCAUUACCUCGUGGCUUGAUGGCCGUCACGUUGUGUUCGGCGAAGUCCUUGAGGGCUACGAGGUUGUUGAGAAGAUCGAGAAUGUGCCGAAGAAACCCGGCGACAAGCCUGAAGAGGUGGUCAAAAUUGUCAAGAGUGGAGAGCUCAAGAGUGAAGAGCCCAAGACUGAAGACAACGCCAGCGGCAAAAAAGGUAGCCAUGAGGAGUUGUAG
Molecule: messenger RNA, 657 nt
Organism: Aspergillus tanneri
Lineage: Eukaryota; Fungi; Ascomycota; Eurotiomycetes; Eurotiales; Aspergillaceae
Gene: CPR2
Product: Peptidyl-prolyl cis-trans isomerase B
Exons: 6
Coding region: 1-657 (218 amino acids)
Biological process (GO): protein peptidyl-prolyl isomerization; protein folding
Cellular component (GO): fungal-type vacuole; endoplasmic reticulum
Molecular function (GO): peptidyl-prolyl cis-trans isomerase activity
Source: RefSeq, a predicted model, not a curated record